ACGAAGUAGCUUCUUCAUCUACAAAACCUGGCCGGAAAAUCCACUAUUACAUUUUCUUCAUUACCCAAAUCUCUCUCUCUCUCUCUCUCUCUCCCCACAUAAAUAUUCAACACCAUGAGCAGCUUCACUAAUCCAAUAGCUCUUUUUCAUACCAAGAUCACCACCUCCCAAUAUAAUCAUCACCCCCACCGGCCACUCCCAACAACCAAAGCAUCAUUUUCCGGAGAGGAAAUUCAGACCAACCGGCGAAAUAUCCUCACAACCUUUCUAGCCACUUCAGUGGCGCUUGGACUACAUGCCACCACAACCCCACUAGCACUAGCUCAGAACUGGGGUGUACGUUCACUCAUCAGAGAGCGUUUCUUCGAACCACAAUUGUCGCCGGAAGAUUCAGUGGCGAGGAUUCGCCAGACUGCCGAGGGACUACAUAGCAUUCGUGACAUGCUGGAGAACUUGUCCUGGAAAUAUGUCUUGUUUUACAUUCGCCUGAAGUCGACUUAUCUCUCUCAGGACAUGAAAAACGCAAUGCCGAUGGUGCCGGAGAGCCGGCGAAAGUCAUAUGUCAAAGCUGCCAAUGAAUUGGUCGAUAACAUGGCCGAGUUUGAUUAUUAUGUCCGAACACCCAAGAUAUAUGAAUCCUAUGUAUACUAUGAGAAGACAUUGAAAUCAAUAGAUGAUCUUGUGGCAUUGCUAGCAUAGUUCGAGGAAUUAGAUGAUCGAUGUGACUACAUAUUUCUUUGAUUGCUCCGAUGGACCAUGGCAGCCUUCCGAUGGAUUGGAUUGGGUUCUUCGCUCAGAUACAAGUUGGUCGAGAAAUUCAUAAUCUUGGAGUUUUAGAUUAUGGGAUCUAUAGUUCAUUUGAUUUAAGAUGUACACUAAGCUCUUGUAGCAUAAUUACAAGUUGUAAUGAAGUUCCAAGCAAAUCUAAGCAACAAUCACUUGUAGCCUGUGUACCUUCUUUCCAACUAUUACAUAUGAAUCAGAACACCAAAGCUUCAUACAUUUUGUCAGAUACAUUUCCUCAUGCUGAAGAGAACUGAAUACAGGGUAUC
Molecule: messenger RNA, 1052 nt
Organism: Ilex paraguariensis (yerba mate)
Lineage: Eukaryota; Viridiplantae; Streptophyta; Magnoliopsida; Aquifoliales; Aquifoliaceae
Source: the annotation of a GenBank genome assembly